GCUGCCUGUCUGCCUCGAGCACAGUUUCAGAAUGUGGCCACUGGAGGCUCCCAGCAGUUUAUGCGUCACUUCAUUCCGAACGCCGAUGAUGGCGGAGCUCGAGAUAGUGCAGCCUGAACCGGAGGCGCCCGAAGUUCUCAAUGGGGACGCCGACGAAAACGAAGCGAAAGAGGACGCGGAGCCCUCGGAAACAGGGAAGAAAAAGAGAAGAAAAAAGAAGAAGAAUAAGACCGCUGUCCCAGCAGGGACAAAUGAGUCUGAGGGGGAUGGAGAUACGGGAGGAGGUGUUGGUGAUGUGACGAAACAGUUGGAGCAGCAAGCCCUGCCUGAGGACAUAGAUAAGGAGGAUGAUGGAGAGGAGGAUGGAGAAGAGGAGGAAAACUCAGCAGGGAAGAAGAAGAAGAAGAAGAAGAAGAAGAAGGGAGUGAAGGGACAGACUGACCCUCCCACUGUCCCUAUUUGUGAGCUGUAUCCCAGUGCUAUCUACCCAAAGGGAGAGGAAUGUGAAUAUCCUCCAUCUAAAGACGGGCGCAGUGCAGCGUGGCGGACCACCCAUGAGGAGAAGAGGGUCCUUGACAAGGCCAACGAGGAGAUGUGGAGUGACUUCCGUCAGGCUGCCGAGGCCCACAGACAGGUCCGAAACUACAUCAACACCUGGAUCAAACCUGGGAUGACCAUGAUCAACAUCUGUGAACGACUGGAGGACUGCAGUAGGAGGCUAAUCAAAGAGAAUGGUCUGAAGGCUGGCCUGGCAUUCCCCACGGGCUGCUCUAUCAACCAUGUUGCUGCCCACUACACCCCUAAUGCUGGUGACCCCACAGUCCUGCAGUACAACGACGUCUGCAAGAUAGACUUCGGCACGCACAUCAACGGUCGAAUCAUUGACUGUGCCUUUACCGUGACCUUUAACCCAAAGUACGACAGAUUACUGGAGGCUGUGAGAGACGCUACCAACACAGGCAUCAGGUGUGCGGGGAUAGAUGUGCGCCUGUGUGAUGUGGGUGAAACCAUCCAGGAGGUCAUGGAGUCUUAUGAGGUGGAGAUAGAUGGGAAAACAUACCAAGUAAAGCCAAUCAGGAACCUCAAUGGCCACUCCAUCGGCCAGUACAGGAUACACGCAGGCAAGACUGUCCCCAUCGUCAAGGGAGGAGAAGCUACCAGAAUGGAGGAAGGUGAGGUGUACGCAAUCGAGACGUUUGGCAGCACUGGGAGGGGAGCUGUUCAUGGUGACAUGGACUGCUCGCAUUACAUGAAAAACUUCAACGUUGGACACGUGCCAAUAAGGCUCCCCAGAGCUAAGCAUCUGCUCAACGUGAUCAACGAGAACUUCGGGACGUUGGCGUUCUGCCGCCGCUGGUUGGACCGGCAGGGAGAGAGCAAGUACCUGAUGGCCCUGAAGAACCUGUGUGACCUGGGCAUCAUAGACCCAUACCCUCCGCUCUGUGACACCAAGGGCUCCUACACUGCCCAAUACGAACACACCAUCCUUCUCAGGCCCACCUGUAAGGAAGUGGUGAGCAGGGGUGAUGACUACUGAGUACGUUCCCGUGGGCCAGCUGGCCUCGAACCAGGAAGAACAGGAAGACGAAGAAUGAGAGAAGAUAAAUCAGGGUCAUGUUCAUUGGAUGCCAUAACACUGAUCUAUUCACCACAUGCAAAUUCCACUCCGUUUAUGUCCCUUUAAUAGCGUUUGUUAUUGGACAAGUCUACGUAGUCCUUCUGUGUUUCCGUGCGUUUUCUUUCAGUUUGGUGCCUAAUGAACACGAUCCCUGAAAUAUGUCCUCGACUGAUGAGAACAUUUAUGCAACGUUAUUAUUGUGAUGUCAUUUUAAGUUGCUUGAAUCCUACCUUCUACACCUACCGUCAAGUGUUUUAGCAAGAGACCGUUAAUUAUUACUUAACUUAUGUAUUAAUAUAAGUAUUAUUUCAAAGGAUCAAGCCAAUAAAUAAGGGCAUAUAAAAAGCAAGAAAUAUAAUCGGAAUUUUCUUUAUUAUACUUACUUGAUUCCUGUAUUGCUUAUUUAGAAUUAAAUGAAAUAUGCAAAAUGACUCCCUAUGUUUGGGUGGACACCUCAAUGUAUUAUUUAAUAAUUCAAAGCAUAUUCAAUGCCUUGAAAAUAACCUGUGAUAUGACUAUAAUAAUGCUAUGAAAUUAUUUAUAUUUCUAUAUUUUGUUUCUCUGUCCUUAUUUAUUUUUGAGGUGAUUUUUUUCAAAAAUAAAUCAAUUGAAUUGUUGCACAUCUUAAA
Messenger RNA from Salvelinus fontinalis (brook trout), 2247 nucleotides. Its product is annotated as methionine aminopeptidase 2-like. Gene Ontology annotation, molecular function: metalloaminopeptidase activity. Gene Ontology annotation, biological process: proteolysis. The coding region runs from base 32 to 1537 and encodes 501 amino acids. The record is from RefSeq and is a predicted model, not a curated record. The transcript is spliced from 11 exons. NCBI's taxonomy places the organism in Eukaryota, Metazoa, Chordata, Actinopteri, Salmoniformes, Salmonidae.